CAGUUGUGCAAGAUGAAAAGUUUAUUUUGUAAACAGUAAAGUUUGGAGCAAUUUUCACGCAUUUCCGCUGUUUUACGCUCCCCAGGAUAACUUGCGCCUUUUGAUUCUAUUCCCUCGAAUGGAAUACGACGCCAGUGGUAGAACAGCAAGUGCGUUAACAUAGAAUGUCCGAAGGAAAUCCCGCCCGCGAACAGGAAAAUGUCGCUGCUGUAAAACCUUCACCAAACAACAACAGUGGUAAGAGGAGCAACAAGAGCAGGUCCCAUUCCGGCGCGGCCACCACCCAGGCGCCCCCAUCCGGAGCAGACCAGAAGCAACAUUCCGGAGGAAGACGAUUCAGUGACCGGCACGUCGUCAAGAAGCGUGUUCUGCCAAAGUAUUACACCCGGGAGAACGACAUCUACGUUACGUACAAGUCGGAUUUUACGUUUCAAUACAAGAGGUGCUUAGAUAUUUUAAACUCAGCUCUUGGAGAAGCUUUUCUGCAUUGUACUGGAAGGGCUAUUAACCAAGGAAUCAAUCUCGCGCUUAAGAUCAAAGCAGAGUAUCCGGAAGCGUUCGAUUACGAGGUCAAUACUUCCACAAUCACUGUUACGGACGAUCUACACCCGCUGAAAGACGACGAUGAUUUCAGUGAGCAGCGCCGAAUGAACUCGUGUCUUCACAUCCGUCUAUAUCGUACGAUCAAACUCAAGCAAAACACUGCAGUCUCCGCCUAAAAGGGCACCUAUCCCACAGCAAAUCCCUUUGACUUCACAUUAAAUCCCCCAUUUUAUACAAUUGCCGUCAAGAUAGCCCCCUCACGGAGAAAAAUGUCCGACGAGGUCGAGAUAAAAACCUACUUCAAGCUGGUGGACGUGGUCAAGUGGAUCGGAAUAACGCAGUUCGAGAUGCUGGUAAACCUGCUGGCGUUCCUGGUGUUCAGCAUCAUCCUCACAGCGAAGGCCACCAUGGGAACGCUUCCAUCCAAGCCGGCCGGAACCGACGAAUGGUUGAUGAUCUUCUCGCCGCUGUUCUGUGGAGACUUCUUCAACGCCUACUUUUGCGUGAUCGUCGGCAUCCGGAUGUAUCUGGGCAACAAACAUCGGCAGGCCAUGCAUAGGCUAUCCUGGAGCAUCCAUUUCUUACUGUUGACGACCGGGUUCAAGUAUCUGGUAGUGAUGAAGUUGUCCGGCUUUAGCGGGCUCGAGUAUAGCGAGGUGUUUUCACCGAUUUUUGUGCUUCUGCAACUGAUUGCCGUUAAGGCGUGUCAGUUCAAGCAGCAGUCUUGACGCGAGGAUUGUGAUCCGGCUGAUAUGCAGUUGUUUGCCUAAGUGACGGAAGUGUCAUUGGGUUUUUGAGUAGAGCGCUUUCUUCAUUUGGGCAAAUAUCGGCAAUUACGUAGAUAUAUCGUAAGUUUUGAAGUGGGUUCAAUAAAGGAAAACAUGGGACAAGCAAACUAUGCUUUGUUAUAUUGA
Aedes albopictus (Asian tiger mosquito) is the source of this 1457-nucleotide messenger RNA. RefSeq names its product ribonuclease P protein subunit p20 (gene Rpp20). The record is from RefSeq and is a predicted model, not a curated record. Gene Ontology annotation, molecular function: nucleic acid binding. Gene Ontology annotation, cellular component: nucleolar ribonuclease P complex; nucleus; ribonuclease MRP complex. NCBI's taxonomy places the organism in Eukaryota, Metazoa, Arthropoda, Insecta, Diptera, Culicidae. The transcript has 3 exons. Bases 165 to 719 code for a protein of 184 amino acids. Gene Ontology annotation, biological process: tRNA 5'-leader removal.